AUAAGUGUCAAUCCAUAACUCGUCUCGCAUAAGUCCCACACUCGUCUCUCUCUCCCUGAUCACCAUCACCAGCAAUCAAUCAUGAAGAUCCUGAGCACCACCGCUCUCGCCGGACUCCUGCUCUCGCUCUCAGGGUUUGAGGCCAUAGUGCAUCUGACCCAGGAGAAGAUCUUGAACGCCAAUGUAGGACAAGAUGUACGGAUUCUCUGCAGGAGGGAUAGUGGAAGCUGGACCAUUUCAUGGUACCAGCAGAAAGCUGGAGAUACUCCGAAGUACUUACUAGCUGAUAGCAACAGAGCCAGUGGCCUGUCCAGCAGAUUCACAUACACGGACAACGGUAAUGAUGAGUACCUGAACAUCGCCAGAGUGGAAGCUGAGGAUGAAGCGGUGUAUUACUGCGGCUGCAUCAUUUGUCAGGGCCACGGCAGCAUCGGCGGCGGAACCGAAUUAAAGAUCGCUCGUCCAUCGUCUCCUCCGUCCCUGCUUCUUCUCGCUCCAUCCGGUUCUCCGCUCUCUGAAGGUGAUGUCAGUGUGAUGUGUGUGGCUCGGGGCUUUUACCCCGACGGUGUCACCAUGUCCUGGUCCGAGAACAGCGGCAGCGUGACGGGUGACGAGGCGCAGACGGGUCCGCCUCGGCGUCAGGCCGACGGCACGUUCUCCCAGACCAGCGUUCUGAAGCUCAGUAAGCAGCGCUGGAGCUCCGGGAGAACCUACACGUGCCGUCUGAGUCACCCGGCGCUUUCCACACCGCUGAGCCAAAGCACCAGCCUGGACGAGUGCGUGUAGAGAGAUCUCACAGAGCGCCGUUUCAUCUGUUCCGUGUUGCGUAUCAAUAAAACGCGCCUCAGUGAACAGAACGGUCUUUAAUAACGAGCGUUGUGUGUCGUCCAUUUCAACAACCGCUUCUGUUAUUGCGUAAUAAGUCUCGUGGCUCUCAAGUCUGUCGCUUACUGCUCAUAAGCUUCAACUCUAUUACUACAGUAAAUAAAGCAUCUAAAAUGUUCAAAUGAAACCAUGUAAUCGAGAUCUUUUGCAGUGUUUAUUCCCUUUUCAGUUUUGCCCCCCCCCGCUCGUGCACCCCUGGGAUGUACUGAAUUAUAAACGGAAGUUUAAUUUUCAGUUUUUCUCAUGAGAUACGGUUUGCAUGUGGUUGCUCAUCAGUGCAUGAAUAUGUGAAAAUAUUCAGAACGGACUCCAGCGGAGGUUAAUACUGCAAAAACAACUGGAACGCGAUGGCGUAAAAUGAUAGAAAUAAAAAAAAAGUUCAAAGAUUUUGUCGUUUCGG
Molecule: messenger RNA, 1285 nt
Organism: Ictalurus punctatus (channel catfish)
Lineage: Eukaryota; Metazoa; Chordata; Actinopteri; Siluriformes; Ictaluridae
Product: immunoglobulin lambda-1 light chain
Exons: 4
Coding region: 82-786 (234 amino acids)
Source: RefSeq, a predicted model, not a curated record